GCAACACUAGUGUGUUUUGUAAGUGUUGUGUUGUGGUUGUGGCUGUGGUUUGGUUAGUUAGUUUAUAUUCUGUGGUUAAUUUUGAUUUAUUUGUGUUCUGUCGUAAUUCUGUUUCAUUUUAUUCUGAGAUUUUAAUUAGGUUAUUAAAGAAAAGCAAUGUAGGUGCAAAGCUUUUGAAAUAGAAGUUAUAAAAAAUUAUUAAUAUUCAAAUCGAAAUGUGACGGUGAACUUGAAAAUACUUCCACUGGAUUAAAUGUUUCAACCAAAUAUACCGAACGAUAAAAUUAAACGAACUGACAAAGAAAAUAAUCUGAGACGAGACCGCGGAAAAAAAAACUUGAAAAAUAAAUAAAACCAUAUUUGAAAAUACAAGUGUUAAGCACAUACCUUUUUAAAAGCCAUGUUUACUAAAGCUUCUAAUACCAAAGUGAAAUUUCAAGAUCAUCAGUUGGAUGACUAUGUCCUGGAGAAUUCAGUUUUAAAAAGCAAGCUUCAAAGUAAAGUUGAUGCUUUGCUGAUAAUGAGCAAGGAGCUUGACAAAUGUAGCAUGGAGAGGGACCGGUACAAGGUUCUUGUUGAACAGCUCAAGUGUAAGAAACCCAUUGUUACUCAGCAGGAAAACAAUAGCGUGUACAGGUUUACUCCUACAAAUACCAUCAGUGGAGGUGAUAUGUUAACUAAAACACGGGAUCAUAAUACCAUGCUUAAGUUAGAGGUGGAAAUGUUGCGCAGUAAGUUAGAAGAGGCCACAGGUGAUAUUGUUGCUCUGAGGAAGCAGUUGAAGGACACUACAUUAGAGGAUAUUCAGGGUAACAAGACAACAUUUGCAAAUUCUUAUUCCAAUAAAGACUAUGAGCAACUAGUGCAAGAACUGGAAAAAUUCCAGAAGAAGUACCAGCAACUUCAACUGGACUAUCGGGCUACGUUAGAUGAAAAGGAGGAGUUAAUUUCCGACCGGGACUAUUAUAAAAACAAAGUACAGCGGCUGAACCAACAGAUUAGCUACAUCCUGUCCAACAGAGUCAAAGCGCAGAAUACUGAUAACGAUAGUAAUAUCAACCCUCCAAAACCGCUAGUGGAUAUUGAUGCUCUAAUCAUGGAAAAUAAAUAUUUGCAUGAGAGAAUUACACAACUGGAAGUGGAAAAAGAGAUAAUAAAACGAACACUAACAAAAUACAAGACACUACUUGAUAACAGAAACAAAAAUGAUUCUGUUAAACUGAAAAAAGGAUUUUCUGAUGUCAUGACACAAAAGCAAUUGAGGGAAUUUUUGGACAUAAACUCCAAGUCAGGAAUGAAAAGAAGUUCGGCCGCGGAGCUGAAGUCUAUAUGUCUAGGACUAUUUGAAGCACUCAAUGACAAGUCUAUAGCUUUGCAGCACCAGAGAAAAACAAAUCAAAUUUUAGCAAAUAGAAUAACAGAGUUGGAAAAAACGCUGGAGAGUUGGUGCGAUGGUCAAAAGUAUAUUCCAAUAUUUCCAUCACAGAUGUUACUAGAAGAAUUUCUUCCUGACACUGUUGUGGUGAAAUCUGAUGAAACUAAAGACGAGACUACUAAAUCGCAAGAUUGCUCUGAAAAUAUCAAGAGGUUCUCUGAUAGUGACGAAGAUGUGAUGAAGGAUAAUAGUGAUGGAGAUACUUCUUCAGGAGAUAGGAGUAAUUCUGAUGAAAAUUAUCAAUUUGGAGGUCUGAAUAAGAAUUCCAAAACAGUUUUGCCAGUGGAACUUGAAGAACUUGUGAAAGAGGCAUUGGCCGAGUUGAAGCCAGCCAAUUGAAGCUGGAUUAUUUGUUUUACAUAGCUUACGUGUUGCAUGGCUGUCCAAUAGUACAAUUAUUAUGAGUCAAAUGGAUUUAUGUAUUCAUACAUUCCAACAAUUUUCUAGUCUAUUAUAUUGUCUAGUCAAUGUUAAUUAAACCAAAGUUAAUAUAAGUAGGUGUAGUUAUAAAAACGUAUUUACUGAAUAAAUUAAAAUUUUACCUCAAAAUACUUUUGACUUCUUCAAUAUUUAUUUCAUUCAAUAAAGUUGACAGCGAUUUAAAAUAUAGACCUUAUUGGAUUGGCAAACUUUAUGUAAGUUUCGUCUUCAAUUUCCACUACUAACAUAGUUCUGGGAAAUUCUGGAACAUAUUUCGUAGUAUACACCGUUUUAAUAAUAGUAUGUGGCAGCUACUAGCAAUUUAUAAGACUAGUACCUAAUAUGAUAAUGUUUAUUUUAUUGGGGCGAAUAAAAAGUUAUACUAUGUUACAUGAAAAUAAUUUAUUUCCAUAUUUACUAUAACGUAUAGAAUAACAUACAAUAUUUAUGGGUUUACUACGAACAUAUAGUAAGGAAAUCCAUUUCGCAAACUCAAAAAGAGAUAAACCAAAAGAAUAAAUUAAUGUUAAAUAAACUUUGGCCUCUUAAGUAUAUUUGUAAGUGUACAAAAUUAAAUAGUUAUUUGUAAAUAAUAACACAUUUCAUAAUGAAUGUUUAAUUCAAAUUGUAUCAUAGACGGCCACGCGCUGGCCAUUAAUUAGCACUAUAUUUCUAUAAAUUAUUGUUACCUUUCAUUUUAUAAAAUAAUUACAAAGUCUUAUUAUCUUUAGCGAUUAUUACAAUUCGACAUCCGUUAAUACUCUUCAGUGAUCCGUACGAUACUAUUAUAAUAACAAACUGAAUUUCUAAACUGCUUUUAUCUCCAAGUACGAGAUCAAACCUUUAAACGAAUAAUAAAUUAAAUGACGCGUUUACAAUCUAUUUUUUUUAUACAGUCAAAGAAAAAACUGAACCAUUCCAUUAAAAAUUCCAAAUGGCGUUUGUCUUAUAAUCAGCACGGAUUUGAUCCGAAUACUGCUUUUGCAUAAAAUACAUAUAAUCAUAAAAUUAUACCCCUUUCCCGGAGGCAUAGGCAGAGACUACAUUUUCCCACAUGCUACGAUCCUUGCGUGCUUCUUUCGUUUCCUCCAAUUCAUAAAUCUCUUCAUGCAAGCUCGUCGGUUCCAGGUAAUCAUAAAAUUUACAUUUCACUUUUGCAUAAAAUAAUUUAUUAUAUUUCAAAUAUAAUAAUGUACAUCUUACAUUAACAUUACCUAUAUAUCUAUGGACACUCAGCAAGGUAAUUAAUUAUAUGGGAACAAUUAUAAAUAUUAUAAUUAAACAAAGUAAAAUCUAUUCAUAAGGGUAACUGAAACAUGAAAAAACUUUCGUUUCUUCUUAUUCGUCUGUAGCAUUUUAACAACCAGUCAAUCUCAAAAAGUUUUAUUUAACACGAUUUGCGAUCGAUAUUUGAACUAAUUUUUAAUAGGAGCUUCACUCGCGUGGGAAGUUCCAAAAUCCAUAGCUGUCAUGGUGUCUUAACCUAAGAAAUGGUGUCAGCCACCUCAUAGAAGACAAAUACUGUUGUUGCCGU
Molecule: messenger RNA, 3389 nt
Organism: Amyelois transitella
Lineage: Eukaryota; Metazoa; Arthropoda; Insecta; Lepidoptera; Pyralidae
Product: coiled-coil domain-containing protein 149
Exons: 7
Coding region: 401-1774 (457 amino acids)
Source: RefSeq, a predicted model, not a curated record